Aspergillus alliaceus is the source of this 1037-nucleotide messenger RNA. Its product is annotated as 3,4-dihydroxy-2-butanone-4-phosphate synthase RIB3. The transcript is spliced from 3 exons. NCBI's taxonomy places the organism in Eukaryota, Fungi, Ascomycota, Eurotiomycetes, Eurotiales, Aspergillaceae. The coding region runs from base 154 to 861 and encodes 235 amino acids. The record is from RefSeq and is a predicted model, not a curated record. Gene Ontology annotation, cellular component: mitochondrial intermembrane space; cytosol. Gene Ontology annotation, biological process: aerobic respiration; riboflavin biosynthetic process. Gene Ontology annotation, molecular function: 3,4-dihydroxy-2-butanone-4-phosphate synthase activity.
GUUCGGAUUGGGUCUACAACCCCAAUUGCAUACUUCAGAAUAGCCAGGCUCCUGGACUUAGAUGGGCCUAUCCCCAAUAAAAAAGCGACAAAAUCCAAACCACACAUACACCUCUGCCCCGCUCGAGUGAGGGGCAAAUAUUCACAAUCCAACAUGCCUGCAGACACCGACCCUACCCUCCAAUUCGAUUCAAUUGAAGAUACAAUUAAGGCUUUCGAGCAUGGAGAGUUCAUAAUUGUUCUCGAUUCACAAGACCGUGAAAACGAAGGCGAUCUUAUCAUCGCCGCUGAGGCGGUCACUUCCGCUCAGAUGGCUUUCCUAGUUCGCUUUACAAGUGGCUUAAUUUGCGCUCCCGUUUCCCCCGAAAUUGCCACCAGACUUAGCCUACCCCAAAUGGUACUAGAGAAUGCCGACCCGAAGGGAACCGCAUACACAAUCUCCGUCGACUCAAGUGAUCCAUCUGUUACCACCGGUAUCUCAGCACAGGACCGCGCUCUUGCAUGCAGAACACUUGCCUCCCCGACUGCACGUGCUGAAGAUCUCCGGAGACCGGGCCACAUCAUCCCUCUUCAGGCUAAGGGCGGUGGUGUGCGCGAACGGAAAGGACACACUGAGGCUGCAGUCGAGUUCUGCCGCCUGACCGGAAAGACGCAGGCUGGCGUCAUUGCCGAGUUGGUGGAGGACGGCGAGCUGGUCCCGGGUGUCCCAGAGAUCGGUGGCAAUAACGGUAUGAUGAGACGUGAUGCGUGCUUGAGAUUCGGUAAGAAAUGGGGCAUCAAGGUAUGCACGAUCGAAGACUUGGUUGAGUACCUCGAGAAGACAGACGGUAGCACUUCGGUUGUUACGAAUGGAAAACAGUAAAGCGGUACAAGCACGACAUGCUGAUGUUUUUGUACGAAUUUUUCUCCUCUCUUGGUUAUUCUUUCUCGCAUAUCGUCGCGGAGUGCAUGUUUAUGACCUGAUUUUAAGGCUGUUUUUGUAAGUACUAUUGCUAAGCAACAAGUAGAGGGUGGGCGGGUAUAAGGACAUUUGGGUAU